This is a messenger RNA of Rhipicephalus sanguineus (brown dog tick), 1342 nucleotides long. Its product is annotated as solute carrier family 35 member E1 homolog. NCBI's taxonomy places the organism in Eukaryota, Metazoa, Arthropoda, Arachnida, Ixodida, Ixodidae. Gene Ontology annotation, molecular function: antiporter activity. Gene Ontology annotation, cellular component: Golgi apparatus. The record is from RefSeq and is a predicted model, not a curated record. The transcript is spliced from 6 exons. Bases 273 to 1340 code for a protein of 355 amino acids.
AGGGAACAGCCGGAGCCGCAAGCAAGCUCGCUCGCCGACGUGGCCGUCGCCGCUUCUGUUGCCGCCGCGUUUUGUCGAACAUCGCGGCCUCCGCUGCCGCCAAGGUUGAAAAUCGGCAUUCAACACCUGCGGCUUGUUACGCCUACAGGCCUGCGAUCCUCGUUAUGUGUAACGCGGCAGCUGCCGACAGCGGCGGCAGAAGCGGUCGACGGCACGGUGGCACUCUCGUUUGACAUCGUGGCCCCUUGGUUUCGCUCUCAGCCGUUGCCACGAUGGACGCCUCGUCUCACACCGGCGAGAUCGUCAAAGUGGUGCUCCUCUGCGUGCUCUGGUACGGCAUCAGCUCGGGCAACAAUGUCGUCGGCAAGGUGGUGCUCAACAGCUUUCCCUACCCGCUCACCGUCACCAUGGUCCAGCUGUUCUCCAUCACCGUGUACUCGGGACCUGUGUUCGCGCUAUGGGGAAUCAGGCCCUACCUGGACCUCGAGUGGGGCACGUACAUGCGCUGCAUCGUGCCCUUAUCGUGCGGCAAGUUCUUCAGCUCCCUGACGUCGCACGUCAGCCUGUGGAAAGUACCGGUCUCUUACGCGCACACAGUAAAAGCCACCAUGCCUCUAUUCACUGUGGUAUUAUCUAGGAUCAUUCUGAAAGAAAAGCAGACUUGUACGGUCUACGCAUCAUUGCUGCCCAUUAUCAUCGGAGUCAUGGUUGCAACUAUGACCGAGAUUUCCUUCGAUAUGACUGGCCUGAUCAGCGCCUUGAUAUCCACCAUUGGCUUCUCUCUGCAGAACAUAUACACAAAGAAGGUGAUUCGAGACACGAAUGUUCACUACCUGCGCCUGCUGCAUACCUUUGCAAGGCUGGCGCUCAUCUUCUUCAUUCCUGUGUGGCUUCUCUUUGAUGCGCGUCGUUUUAGCAAGGAUGCUACUUUGUUCAAGCAGUCCGACGGAUUCACGGUGUUGCUGUUGCUCUUUCUGGACGGGGCGCUCAACUUUGCUCAGAACCUGGUUGCGUUCACGGUGCUCAACAUGGUCUCUCCACUCACUUACUCGGUCUGCAAUGCAACCAAGCGGAUUUCUGUCAUAACUAUAUCGCUGCUCCUGCUUCACAACCCCGUGACGCCCCUCAACAUCUUUGGCAUGCUCACUGCGGUACUUGGCGUCCUCUGCUACAACAAGGCAAAAUAUGAUGCAAACAAAGCAGCAAGGAAGGCACUGCCCGUGACAUCGCAAGACCUGAAUCCGCUGAUAAGGACGGCUGACCAGCACAAGCCCAUCAAUGGCAUGAAUGGCUCAUUGCACCUCCUCACCCCUUACAAUGAGAAGCUCAUGGGCCUUUGACA